AACUAGCAACGUUGAGAACUUACAACAGCCAAUAGUGGUGUUGGUGGCAUGUAGGUGUCAACCUCGGUACAUGCGGGGUGACGCUAACAACAGGGCGCAUAUGUCGCAGCUACCUAGGUAGACGUGACGCGUUCAUGCGAGGCUCGUACGAAGUCAAAUCACUUAUUGACAUCGUCUCGCUGGAGCAUACCCUCUCAACCUCAUCAUUCUUCUCACAUCGAAAAUGGCUUUGGAUUUCUCGCAGUAUGGUGGGCCCUCCGAGGAGUGGCUGGCAGUGGAAAAGACAUUGCCCGCGCGAACCUACGACGUUACAAUGGAUCCGCAUGUGCUCAAAGAAGCUGUCAAUGCCGAAAGAGAAACCCGAGCCGCAGAGGUGAUGCCGCUGUUAGCACCACAUGUUCAGGUCAAAGACUAUACCAUCCCAACUCGCGAUGGCUCAACUAUCGAAGCUAGAUCGUAUAGGUCGGUCAAGACAGACGCGUCAGAAAAGCUUCCCGUGUACCUCUACUUCCACGGCGGAGGCUUCAUAUUUGGCACACUCAGCAGUGAGGAUCCUCUAUGUGCGCAAACUGCCAUUAAGACAGGGGCGAUAGUGCUGAACGUCAACUACCGCCAUACGCCAGAACACACCUUCCCAACCGCUUGGUACGAUUCUCAAGAUGCAUUCGCCUGGCUGCACAAGAACAUAGACGAAAUUGGAGGAGAUCCAUCCAAAGUCGUCACGGGUGGCAUCUCAGCAGGUGGCACAUUAGCAGCAUCCCUCACACUCGAGCAACAUCUUGGAAAAAGUGAAGUGAUUGCAGGUCUGCCCACUCUAGCUGGACAGAUCUUGAUCAUCCCCAUGGUUGCCCAUCCAGCCACAUACGACCAAGGGCCUGGCAAGCUGCUCAAAACCUCGUCGUAUGUCGAGAAUGAAAACGCACCAAUAUUGCCGAAGAAGAUCGUCGACUUCUUCACAAAGCUGCUGGAUACUGCUAAGACUGCUUCACCAGAUCUAAAAGAUACCAAGUUCAACAUGGUCAACGCGACAGCAGAGGAGGUCAAAGGUUUGCCUCCUACAGUCUUUGGUAUCGCGGGCUUGGACCCGCUUCGCGACGAAGCUUUGCUUUAUGCAAAGCUACUUUCAGAGGCAAAUGUGCCGACAGAUAUUACAGUGUUCAAGGGCGUUCCGCAUGGCCAUAGGCGAUUUGGCAAGGCACUGAAGGCAUCUGAACACUGGGAUGAGUGUGUCGAUGGAGGCAUACUUUGGGUACUUUCUAAGCCGAAGGCUACUGGGAAGUUUGACGUGAAACUACCGUAGUUCUCAUCAGAUGACGACCCGAACUGCGGUAACCGAUUGUAGAUAGUUCCGUGUCACCUUGAUGGUGUGUACCGUCAGGAAGGCAUCCAAUAGAUUCGCGUCGCUUAGAUUGAGGAUGCGUGACCAGGCAUCCUUCGCGUUUGCCAAGUUCCAGCUGUAAUCUUUGUAACGACAAGCACACACAUGCGGCUACAAUCUAC
Molecule: messenger RNA, 1500 nt
Organism: Alternaria alternata
Lineage: Eukaryota; Fungi; Ascomycota; Dothideomycetes; Pleosporales; Pleosporaceae
Product: alpha/beta-hydrolase
Exons: 2
Coding region: 224-1300 (358 amino acids)
Molecular function (GO): hydrolase activity
Source: RefSeq, a predicted model, not a curated record